This is a messenger RNA of Aspergillus oryzae RIB40, 1194 nucleotides long. RefSeq names its product tellurite-resistance/dicarboxylate transporter family protein. Lineage: Eukaryota; Fungi; Ascomycota; Eurotiomycetes; Eurotiales; Aspergillaceae. The transcript has a single exon. Bases 1 to 1194 code for a protein of 397 amino acids. Gene Ontology annotation, biological process: malate transmembrane transport. Gene Ontology annotation, cellular component: membrane. The record is from RefSeq and is a predicted model, not a curated record. Gene Ontology annotation, molecular function: malate transmembrane transporter activity.
AUGAACCCUAAAUAUCAGAAAAACCGAAAGGCAUCCAUCAGAAAGCGGCUAUGUCAGGUCACCUGGGGCUGGUACUCAAUAUCCAUGGCUACGGGUGGUAUUGCGGUUCUCCUUUAUAACACACCUCAUCAAUUCACCGGCCUCGAAACUAUCGGAAAGAUUGUAUACGUCUUCAAUUUGGUUCUUUUCCUCUCAAUUUCUCUUUGCCUGAGCUUUCGCUUCCUCACCAAGUCAUCCGCCCUAAAAGAAUCCUUCCAGCACUCGAACGAGACCCACUUUGUAGGAACCUGCCUUCUAGCUUUUGCGACUAUCAUCAUUGGAGCUGAGAGUUACGGUACAAGUGCUUGCGGACCAUGGCUCCAAGUCGCUCUACGCAUCGUCUUUUGGAUCUAUGUCGCUAUCUCCAUCAUUGAGGCUAUCUUCCACAAUUGGUAUCUGUACCACCACAGCAUGGCCAGUGAGCAGCCAUUUGCACUGGUAAGACUACUACCCUCCUUUCCAGCCAUGCUUUCCGGUACGAUUGCGUCGGUUAUCGCCUCCAACCAGCCCCAAAAGCACGCCUUGCCUAUUAUCAUUGGCGGCACGACAUUACAAGGGUUCGGGUUCCUGAUGUCCCUGUUUAUCUACGGAGAAUACUUCUACCGCUUGAACAAAAGCGGCCUCCCGAAGCCAUCUGAGCGACCGGAAAUGUUCAUCGCCGUGGGUCCAUGGAGCUUCACAGCUCUUGCCCUGAUCGGGAUGGCGAAUGCGGCGGUGGAAAAGUUUCCGGUCAGAUAUAUUAUAUCUUAUGCGGAUUCUUCUCACAGUGAAACUGUCACUGUGACUACCGGGGACAUUGCACUGGUUAUUGCCGCCUUGGCGGGGAUCUUCUUGUGGACGAUCGCGUUCUUCUGUCUUUGCAUCGCAAUAGCCAGCGUGUUGGCACUCUGUAAGGCUUUUGGAGGUGCUGGUGCACCUGGCAUGUCGCUUCCGUAUUGGAGUAUGGUGUUCCCGAAUACCGGGUUCGUGAUUGCGACGAUAAGGAUUGGACAGGUACUGCAAUCUGAAGCGGUGUUGUGGGUUGCUUCUGCUAUGACUAUCUUGCAGGUGGCAAUAUGGCUGAUUGCAAGCGUGGCAACUAUAUGGGCUGUCUGGACACGGCGGAUGUUGUGGCCUGAAGAUGCAGAGAAAGAGGAAGGGGAGAAGGAAUGUUAG